Messenger RNA from Lacerta agilis (Sand lizard), 7024 nucleotides. RefSeq names its product dedicator of cytokinesis 8 (gene DOCK8). The transcript has 48 exons. The coding region runs from base 45 to 6362 and encodes 2105 amino acids. Gene Ontology annotation, molecular function: guanyl-nucleotide exchange factor activity. Gene Ontology annotation, cellular component: cell leading edge. Gene Ontology annotation, biological process: positive regulation of GTPase activity; positive regulation of T cell migration; small GTPase-mediated signal transduction. The record is from RefSeq and is a predicted model, not a curated record. NCBI's taxonomy places the organism in Eukaryota, Metazoa, Chordata, Lepidosauria, Squamata, Lacertidae.
CCGGACCGUGACACCGCGGGGCGAUCGCAGCCCGGCCGCUCAGAAUGGCCACUCUGCCCAGCUCGGACAGGAGAGCCUUUGCUCUGAAAAUCAACAGGCAUUCCUCGGCAGAAAUAAGACGACACUUUGUGCAGCAGGCAAACCAUGGACCGUUGUCUCAGCGAAGUAUCAGCAACCCUGGUUUCUCUUCUCUUCAGCUACCUCAGUUCUAUGAUGCUGUAGAACCAGUGGAUUUUGAAGGUUUCCUAACAAUGCAGCUGAAUAACUUGGAUUUGGAACUCCUGCAAGAACUUGGUGACUUUCCUGAAGAUGAUUUGGAGGUAGUCUUUACUCCAAAGGAGCACAGGACCUUGCAGCCAUCAUUGCCAGAAGAAGGGGCUGAGUUGGAUCCGCAUGUCCGGGAUUGUAUUCAGACCUAUAUUCGUGACUGGCUGAUAGUGAAUCGAAAAAACCAAGGAAGUAAUGAGACAUGCAUCUUAACAAAAAGGGGAUCCAGGAGUGAUUUCCACAAGUCCCUUCAAAAGCAAACAUUUGAAUCUGAAGUUUUAGAUGACCGUGAUUCCAAUUAUCAGACAGCUCCCAGGCAUUUAAAAGUCCUCUGUGAUGACUCCAUUCAAGCCACACUCACAUCUGGGGACUUUGACCUGCGCAGCCUACAGCCAGAUGCUCGUCUGGCAGACCUGUUGCAGCACAUUAGUGCAGAAGACUUUCAAAGGCAAAAUGAGGAGCAACGGCAAGCCAACAGGCCUGCAGAACUAUUUGCACUGUAUCCCAGUAUAGAUGAGGAGGAUGCUGUGGAAAUACGACCGGUGCCUGAGUGCCCCAAGGAAUAUCUGGGCAAUAGGAUAUUGGUGAAAGUACAGACUCUGAAAUUUGAGAUAGAAAUUGAGCCACUAUUCGCAAGCUUAGCCCUCUAUGAUAUAAAAGAAAGGAAAAAGAUCUCAGAAAAUUUUCAUUGUGACUUGAACUCUGAACAGUUAAAAGGGUUCUUGCGAUCACAUUCACCAUGUAUUGACUCAUCUAGUCAGGCAAGGUCUGCAGUAUUUUCUGUAACAUAUCCAUCUCCAGAUAUCUAUCUAGUUGUGAAGAUUGAAAAAGUUCUUCAACAAGGUGAAAUUGGAGAUUGUGCAGAACCCUACUUGGUUCUAAAAGAAAGUGAAGUUGGGAAGACCAAAGAAAAAAUUGAGAAAUUAAAAGUGCAUGCUGAGUCCUUUUGCCAACGUUUGGGAAAGUAUCGUAUGCCUUUUGCUUGGGUUCCAAUAAAUUUAGCAAAUUUCUUCAGUGUUUCAACACUUGAAAGAGAUAUAGCAGAAUUAGAAGUUUUAAAUGGCAAAGGGUCCACUGGUGACAGAAAAUCAAUGGCAAUGCAAGGUAGAAGACUUUCUGAAAGAAGCCUUGUGUUGGAGGAUGUUCCUGCCUUGCCAACCUUCAAAAACACCACUCUGACUUUCAGCACAUUUUUUAAACAGGAAGGAGAUCGGCUGACUGAUGAAGACUUAUUCAAGUUCUUAGCUGAUUACAAGAGAUCGUCUUCUUUGCAGAGAAGAGUGAAAUCUAUACCAGGAUUGCUCAAGUUGGAGAUCUCCCCUGUUUCAGAAGCUCUCAGUUGCUGCCUCAGCCCAGAGUUGUUGCUGGUGAAGCCAUUCCCUGAAAACCGCAGUCGGCCUCAUAAAGAGAUUCUGGAGUUUCCAGUACGAGAAGUCUAUGUCCCCCAUACUGUAUAUAGAAAUCUUCUAUAUGUGUAUCCACAACGGCUGAAUUUUGCAAACCGCCUGGCUUCAGGCCGAAAUAUUACAAUUAAGAUACAGUUUAUGUGUGGAGAAGACCCUGCCUGUGCAAUGCCGGUGAUUUUUGGGAAAUCCUCAGAUCCAGAAUUUGUUGCAGAGGUUUGCACACCAGUUACAUAUCAUAACAAAUCUCCUGAUUUCUAUGAAGAAGUGAAAAUUAAGCUGCCAGCUAAACUCACAGAAAAACAUCACCUGCUGUUCACAUUUUACCACAUCAGUUGUCAGCCAAAGCAAGGAGCCUGUGUAGAAACUCUCCUGGGAUAUUCAUGGCUGCCAAUUCUGUUAAAUGAUCGUCUCCAAACAGGCCAUUAUUGCCUCCCUGUUGCCUUGGAUAGACUGCCUGCCAACUAUUCCAUGCACUCAGCAGAGAAAGUUCCUCCACAAUCUCCUCCAGUUAAAUGGGUUGAAGGACACAAGGGAGUGUUUAAUAUUGAGGUGCAAGGUAUAUCAUCAGUUCACACACAGGACAAUCACCUGGAGAAAUUCUUCACCCUGUGCCAUGCACUAGAAAGCCAAGUUGCAUUCCCCAUUCGAGUGCUGAAUGAGAAGAUCACAGAAGCCACUCUUGAACAUGAACUAAAACUCAGCAUUAUCUGCUUGCAUUCCUCCCGCCUGGAGCCCCUUGUGUUGUUUUUACACUUGGUGUUGGAUAAACUCUUCCAGUUGGCUGUCCAGCCUAUGGUUAUAGCUGGCCAGACAGCCAACUUCUCCCAGUUUGCUUUUGAAUCUGCAGCUGCGAUAGUGAACAGCCUCCACAACAGCAAGGACCUGAGCAAGGACUUGCAUGGCAGAAACUGUCUCCUAGCAUCUUAUGUCUACUAUGUCUUCCGCCUUCCUGAAGUACAAAGAGAUGCUAUCAAGCUAGGUGCAACAGGCAGCACUAACCCAAUUGAAUCUCGUUAUUACACGUAUGGCCGCACCACAGCUAUCUCCGUGGGCUCUCGACUCUUGCAAAGCCGGGUAACAAGCUGCAGUAAUCCAGACAUUGCUGGGACACAGGCUUCUACUGAUGAAGAAGUCAGAAACAUGUCUUCCAAGGUUGCAGAUCGGAGCUUUAACCGGAUGUCUUGCUAUAGUGAGCCCACCAGUGAUAUGUCAAGCCCCUGUGGAAGCCCUCGACCGUCCAAUAAAAAGCACUUCCAUGAAGAGUUAGCACUUCAGAUGGUAGUCAGCACUGGCAUUGUGAGAGAAUCUGUCUUCAAGUAUGCCUGGUUCUUCUUCGAAUUGUUGAUCAAGAGCAUGGCUCAGUAUGUUGAUAACAUGAACAAACAGGAUAUGCCCCGCCGAAGUAGAUUUUCCAGUCGCUUCAAGGAUGACAUCACCACUAUAGUGAAUGUGGUCACCUCAGAGAUUGCAGCACUUUUAGUCAAACCUCAGAAGGAAAGUGAACAAGCAGAAAAGAUCAACAUUAGCCUAGCAUUUUUCCUGUAUGAUCUUCUAUCUCUCAUGGAUCGUGGAUUUGUGUUUAACCUCAUCAAACACUACUGCAAUCAGUUGUCAAAUAAACUUAAUACUCUUCCAACACUGAUUUCCAUGAGGCUGGAGUUUCUCCAAAUUCUCUGCAGUCAUGAACAUUACCUCAAUUUGAAUCUCUUCUUUAUGACUUCAGGAUCUGCUCCAACAUCUCCCUCUCCUUCUCUGUCAUCUCAGAAUUCAAGUUCCUGCUCAAGUUUCCAAGAUCACAAAUUUGCCAACAUGUUUGACCUGACAGCAGAAUAUCGGCAGCAACAUUUCCUAACAGGGUUACUCUUCACUGAACUGGCAGCUGCCCUGGACACAGAAGCAGAAGGAAUAAGCAAAGUGCAAAGGAAAGCUGUCAGUGCCGUCCACAGCCUGCUGAGUGCCCACGAUUUGGACAAAUCCUGCUUGAAACCAGAAGUGAAAGUGAAAGUUGCUGCCCUUUAUCUGCCCCUGGUUGGAAUAAUUUUGGAUGCACUUCCACAGUUACAUGACUUUACAGUUUCAGAUGGUCGCAAUGGGAAAGGCCGCAUCGGAUCUCCAGAUGAAGAACAAGAAGCUGCAAGCCAAAUUAACCAAAAUAUUGCUCUGGCCAUUGCUGGGAAUCAGUUUAAUCUCCUACGGUCCUAUGGUUCAUCUGUGUCCACAUUGCCCUACAAACAAUACAACACUUUAAGUCCAGAAACUACACGUCACCUUUUGAUCUGUUUCCUGUGGAUCAUGAAAAACGCUGAUCAGAAUCUUAUUCAGAAAUGGGUUGCAGACCUGCCAUCUAUGCAGCUAAACAGGAUUUUAGAUGUCCUUUACAUCUGUGUCUCAGGCUUUGAGUAUAAGGGCAAGCAAAGCUCAGACAAAGUCAGCACUCAAGUACUCCAGAAAUCAAGGGAUGUAAAAGCUCGGCUAGAAGAAGCCUUAUUAAGAGGAGAGGGAGCCAGGGGUGAAAUGAUGAAGCGGUGCAGGAUGCCUGCUGGGAACGAUAAAUUCCCAGGAUUUAAUGAGAACCUACGAUGGAGGAAAGAGCAGACACACUGGCGGCAAGCAAACGAGAGGCUAGAUAAAACAAAAGCUGAGAUUGACCAAGAAGUGUUGGUUAGUGGGAACCUAGCCACAGAAGCUAAUCUGAUUAUCCUAGACAUGCAAGAGAACAUCAUCCAGGCAACUUCAGCUAUGGAUUGCAGAGAUAAUGUCUUGGGAGGUGUGUUGAAAGUCCUUGUAAAUUCUUUGACCUGUGAUCAGAGCACAACCUACUUGACCCAUUGCUUUGCUACUCUCCGAGCAUUAAUUGUCAAGUUUGGAGAGUUGCUCUUUGAAGAGGAAGUGGAGCAGUGUGCUGACCUGUGUCAAAGACUCCUUCAGCACUGCAGCAGCAGCAUGGAUACCACUCGGAUUCAGGCCUGUGCUACCCUUUACCUCCUCAUGAAAUACAGCUUCAGCUGCAUAAGUAACUUUGCAAGAGUCAAAAUGCAAGUGACAAUGUCACUGGCUUCUCUGGUUGGUAAAGCAUCAGAUUUUAAUGAGGAGUAUCUCAGAAAGUCUUUACGAACUAUUUUGGCAUAUGCAGAGGAAGAUGUAGAAAUGCAGCCAACUCUCUUCCCAGGACAGGUGGAAGAGCUGUUGUAUAAUCUGAACAGCAUAUUGUCAGACACAGUGAAAAUGCGAGAGUUUCAGGAAGAUCCAGAGAUGCUCAUGGAUCUUAUGUACAGAAUUGCCAAAGGAUAUCAGACAUCACCUGACUUAAGGUUGACAUGGCUCCAAAACAUGGCAGAGAAGCAUGCUAAGAAAAAAUGUUACACAGAGGCUGCCAUGUGUCUAGUUCAUGCUGCUGCUCUUGUUGCUGAAUACCUGAGCAUGCUAGAAGAUCACAGUUACCUGCCAGUUGGCAGUGUCAGCUUUCAGAAUAUUUCCUCCAAUGUGCUUGAGGAGUCUGCUGUUUCUGAUGAUGUUCUGUCUCCAGAUGAAGAUGGAGUAUGCUCUGGAAGGUAUUUCUCAGAGACUGGUUUGGUGGGACUGCUGGAACAAGCUGCAGAGCUUUUUAACACCGGAGGACUGUGUGAAACUGUGAAUGAGGUCUACAAGAUUGUCACCCCCAUCUUAGAAGCACAUCGAGAUUUUAGGAAACUUUCUUCCACUCACAGUAAACUUCAGAAAGCCUUUGAGAGCAUCAUAAAUAAGGGUCAGAAGAGAAUGUUUGGCACUUACUUCCGUGUUGGCUUCUAUGGAGCCAUAUUUGGAGAUUUAGAUGAACAGGAAUUUGUUUACAAAGAGCCUGCCAUUACCAAACUUCCUGAGAUUUCUCAUAGACUGGAGGGCUUUUACGGUCAGUGUUUUGGGGAGGAUCGCAUUGUUGUGAUUAAAGAUUCUACUCCAGUAGACAAGGGCAAGCUAGAUCCCAGUAAGGCCUACAUACAAAUUACCUUUGUGGAACCCUAUUUUGAUGACUAUGAGAUGAAAGACAGAGUGACCCAUUUUGAGAAAAACUUCAACCUCCGACGAUUUAUGUAUACCACCCCUUUCACUCGGGAUGGACGCCCACGAGGAGAACUGAAUGAGCAGUAUAAGAGGAAGACCAUUUUGACCACAAUGCAUGCUUUCCCCUACAUCAAAACUAGAAUCAAUGUCAUUCAAAAGGAGGAGUUUGUUUUGAUGCCAAUUGAAGUAGCUAUUGAAGACAUGCAAAAGAAAACGCUUGAGCUGGCUGUUGCCACAAGACAGGUGCCACCAGAUCCCAAAAUGCUGCAGAUGGUGCUUCAAGGUUCUGUGGGGGCCACAGUAAAUCAGGGACCACUAGAAGUAGCUCAAGUGUUCCUGGCUGAAAUUCCAGAGGAUCCAAAACUUUAUCGACAUCACAACAAGCUAAGGUUAUGCUUCAAAGAAUUCAUAAUGAGAUGUGGUGAAGCAGUGGAGAAAAAUAAAUGCCUGAUUACUGCUGACCAAAGGGAAUAUCAACAAGAAUUGAAAAAGAACUACAACAAGUUGAAAGAGAACCUCAGACCAAUGAUUGAGAGGAAGAUCCCAGAGCUGUAUAAACCUAUUGUGAAUGUUAACAGUGUUUCAAGGGGCUCUUUCCUUAAUUCUAGUUUUAGGAAAUAUGAAAAUCUGCCUCCACAGAACAGUUAAAAGCAUCUUCAUGAAAAGGAGCUAUCUACUUGCAGUGGAUCAAAUACAAGAGGAUAUCCAAAUGCUGUUCAAAAUCAUAAAAUUUCCCCACAAUUUCUCAUGAACACAUUUUGGAAAGAUUGCUUUCUGUACAAGACUCAAGAAGGAAGAGUUAUAACUAAUCACAUCUGGGAGUGGGUAUUGAAACUAGUUGCAGAAAAACAGAUAUUUUAUUAUAAAUUGACAUGGAUAUUUGCACACACAGAGAAAACAGCUUUGUGUUUUCUCCAAUAUUCUAAAGGCCAGUUCACAAUAUUGCAUUGUCAACAAAUGUUCCUUUCAUCUGUGGAUGUUUGAUCAUACCAAGCUCAUGGAAAUGUUCCUGAAUGUAACCCAAAGACCCUUCUCGCCAAUCAUGGAUUUGCAUCAAGCACAUUCACCAAACAGCAGAUAUGAACAGUUAAACCAAAACAAGUCAACCCAAGUCACAUUUUAAGCACAUUUCAAUCGCAUUUAUUGUAAUAAGAAACUUAGUCAUUUAUAACUAGAUUCCAACUUACAUAAAAUUAUUGUUGUUUGAAUGGAAAGCAUUGCAAUGGAUCUGGUAAUAACUUUUCUCAUGGAAGACAUUACAGUUAUGCUUUUAACAAGUAGGAUCAAAUAUUACACUCUGUAAUAUUUAA